Molecule: messenger RNA, 1452 nt
Organism: Gamsiella multidivaricata
Lineage: Eukaryota; Fungi; Mortierellomycota; Mortierellomycetes; Mortierellales; Mortierellaceae
Product: squalene epoxidase-domain-containing protein
Exons: 6
Coding region: 1-1452 (483 amino acids)
Biological process (GO): ergosterol biosynthetic process
Cellular component (GO): membrane; endoplasmic reticulum
Molecular function (GO): squalene monooxygenase activity; flavin adenine dinucleotide binding
Source: RefSeq, a predicted model, not a curated record
AUGCCCGGCAACACACUUGCACCAACUCUCGCAACCGUGCCCAUCCCUACAGCUGGAUCGAGCUACGAUAUCAUCAUCAUCGGAGGAGGAGUGCUCGGGGCAUCAUUCACAGCAACCUUCGGCAAACAGGGCAAGCGUGUCCUGAUGAUAGAACGCGAUCUGAGCGAGCCAGAUCGCAUUGUCGGAGAACUAUUGCAGCCAGGCGGAUGCGACGCACUCAAGGAACUCGGACUUGCUGACUGCAUGGAGGGCAUUGAUGCAGUCCCUACAUUUGGAUACGGAGUUAUCCGGGGUUCUGAGAUGGUCCAUAUUCCCUACACUACAGACCCCAGCACCGGAAAACCUGUCCAAGGGCGCUCCUUCCACCACGGUCGGUUCAUUCAAAAGCUCAGAGCCGCUGCUGCACGGACUCCAAAUGUGUCGAUCGUGGAGGCCACUGUCAACGAGAUCCUGUAUGACCAGGAUGGAGUGCGAGCAACCGGCGUUAGCUGUACAGCAAAGAAGGACGCGACAGACGGGGAGAGCGUUACAUCUUCAGCAUCCUCAACAGAGUACAAAUCGCCCAUGGUCGUCGUUGCAGAUGGCUGCUUCUCCAAAUUCCGCAAGCAGUAUCUUUCCAAACCUGUGAAGACCGCCUCUCAUUUUGUCGGGCUAAUCCUAAAAGAUGUUUCCCUCCCGUUCCCCAACCACGGUCAUGUAAUCCUCGCUACGCCGUCCCCGAUUCUCAUGUACCAGAUCUCCAAAACUGAAACCCGCAUACUUAUCGAUAUCCCUGGCCAACUCCCCUCUGCCUCUUCAGGCGCACUUCGUUCAUAUCUCGAAUCGACCGUUUCCCCACAGCUCCCCCAGGCUGCUCAAAAGUCCUUCUUGCGGGCUCUCGAAACAGAACGCCUGCGCUCUAUGCCUAACAGCUUCUUACCCCCAUCCACCAGCUCAGAACUUGGCGUCAUCGUAUUGGGAGACGCGAUGAAUAUGAGGCACCCGCUCACAGGAGGCGGCAUGACCGUGGCACUGAGCGAUGUGGUUUAUCUGAGAGAUUUCUUGAAGGAUAACGUCUUGAAGGAUCAGGAAGUGACCAUGAUCCAGAUGGAGCUGUUUUUCUGGAAGAGGAAGGAAAUGAGUGCUAUCAUCAACAUUCUUGCACAAGCACUCUAUACGCUUUUCUCCGGCACAGAUAAAAACCUCACAGUGCUUCGCAACGGCUGCUUCAGCUAUUUCCAGAUGGGCGGCGAGUGUAUCCGUGGCCCUGUUGGACUCUUGUCGGGCGUUAGCCAUAGUCGUAAAACACUGAUCUACCACUUUUAUCGCGUCGCGCUCCAUUCUAUCUGGAUGCUCUUCCAUAACGCAGAUUCGUAUGCACAGUUCCCGGUACUUUUCUUGAGUGCAGUCAGCAUCUUCUGGACAGCCUGCGUCGUGUUCUUGCCCUUGCUUUGGACAGAGUGCUGGGCGUGA